GGAGGUUCUAAAGUCUCAGUGGCUCCCCGAACCGGCCUCGGACAGCGCUGACACUGGGCGCCCGCGGCGGAACCGAACCACCCUCUUGCGUUCCCCUGGCCCCCGACCCCGCGCGCUCUCUCUUUCUCUCCCGCGCUCGCCCUCUGGCCCUCUCGCGGGACGCGCGCUCCCGUUGGCUCCGGACCUGGUGUCUGAGCCGCCCGGCGAGAGGAGAGUGGUGGGGGGUUGGGGGCCGCCCUCAGCCCACGGAGGCAGUGGGAACCUGGCGUCCGAGGCCGGGCAGGGUCUCCGUGCCCCGCGGAGUGAGCUGUGAUUGGAGGAAGAGCCGGUGCCGUCCGACCCCGGCAGGUGCAGAACCGGUGCCUCCAUUCCGCUCCGCGCGCGGAGCAGCGCGCCCAGGGUCCCGAAACGCCCGCAGGCGCCCGGCCGCCGAGCGUGCGUCCUUUCGGAUGCAAACGCCUGUGUUCUGGGCGCCUGACGCCACCAGGAGGGCAGCGAGGCCUCAGGUAUCUAUUACACCAUUCUUUGGCAAAGGCUACUCAACACUGGUGACCCCUUCCAAUCCAACACUCUACAAAUUAUUGUCUUUGGACUCCCAGCUGACACCCUGCCGGAGGCAAGAACUACUAAGCCAACUGGAACUGUGCCUUUUCUCUUGUCAAGGUUUUUUUCUUACACAGGAAAAAGAAAGAAAAAAAAAGAUGAAGUUGGGCAAAGUGGAGUUCUGCCAUUUUUUGCAGCUAAUAGCUCUUUUGCUGUGCUUCUCUGGAAUGAGUCAAGCAGAACUCUCAAGGUCCAGAUCAAAGCCGUAUUUCCAAUCAGGAAGGUCACGGACCAAGCGCAGCUGGGUGUGGAAUCAGUUCUUUGUGCUGGAAGAAUACAUGGGUUCAGACCCCCUCUAUGUAGGAAAGCUUCACUCUGAUGUUGAUAAAGGCGAUGGUUCCAUCAAAUACAUCUUGUCAGGCGAAGGGGCAAGUUCCAUUUUCAUUAUCGAUGAGAACACAGGGGAUAUUCAUGCUACCAAGAGACUGGAUCGAGAGGAGCAGGCCUACUACACACUCAGAGCUCAAGCGCUGGACAGGCUUACCAAUAAACCAGUGGAGCCUGAGUCCGAGUUUGUUAUCAAAAUUCAGGAUAUCAACGACAAUGAACCCAAAUUUUUGGAUGGCCCGUACACAGCAGGAGUUCCAGAAAUGUCUCCUGUGGGGACUUCAGUGGUACAAGUGACAGCCACAGAUGCUGAUGACCCUACUUAUGGAAAUAGUGCUCGUGUUGUCUACAGCAUUCUGCAAGGACAACCCUACUUCUCAGUGGAACCAAAGACAGGAGUCAUCAAGACCGCCCUUCCAAACAUGGAUAGAGAGGCUAAAGACCAGUAUUUGCUUGUCAUUCAGGCAAAGGAUAUGGUUGGGCAAAAUGGCGGACUGUCAGGGACAACUUCAGUCACUGUGACGCUAACUGAUGUCAACGAUAACCCACCUCGCUUUCCUAGAAGGUCUUACCAGUAUAAUGUCCCAGAGUCCUUGCCGGUAGCCUCGGUUGUGGCCAGAAUUAAAGCUGCUGAUGCGGAUAUAGGAGCUAAUGCGGAAAUGGAAUACAAAAUUGUGGAUGGUGAUGGACUGGGGAUUUUCAAGAUAUCUGUUGACAAAGACACACAAGAAGGAAUCAUUACUGUACAAAAGGAACUGGAUUUUGAAGCCAAAACAAGUUACACGCUACGCAUAGAAGCUGCAAAUAAAGAUGCUGACCCUCGCUUUCUGAGCUUGGGGCCAUUCAGUGACACCACAACUGUGAAGGUAAUUGUGGAGGAUGUGGAUGAGCCCCCCGUGUUUUCUUCACCCCUGUACCCUAUGGAGGUGUCAGAAGCCACCCAAGUUGGGAAUAUCAUUGGCACAGUGGCAGCUCAUGACCCAGAUUCUUCCAACAGCCCUGUGAGGUAA
This is a messenger RNA of Castor canadensis (American beaver), 1940 nucleotides long. The record is from RefSeq and is a predicted model, not a curated record. NCBI's taxonomy places the organism in Eukaryota, Metazoa, Chordata, Mammalia, Rodentia, Castoridae.